CCCCGCCCCCCCCGCGCGCGCCGCCGCCAUGAGCCGGGGGGGGGAGGGACCGGGACCCCCCCCGGGACCGGGACCGGCACCGGGACCGGGACCGGCACCGGGAAACCCCCCCGGGAGCGAGCGGGGCGGGCAGCGCGUGAAGGGGCGCGUCCUCGCGGCCUGGAACAGCGUCAAAUACGGCUGGACGCUGCGGCCGCGGCCCCACUUCCACCCGCGGGACCCCCUGUACCUGCUGGGGAGGGUCUACACACCGGGGAACGGGGAGGACCUGCAGAGGUUCCGGCGGGAUUUCUGCUCCCGUUUGUGGCUCACCUACCGCAGCGGAUUCCCGGCGCUUCCCGGUUCCCCCCGCACCACCGACUGCGGCUGGGGCUGCACCCUGCGCAGCGCCCAGAUGCUGCUGGGCCAGGGGCUGCUGCUGCACCUGCUGGGCCGGGACUGGGUGUGGCCGGAGGCGCCGCUGGAAACGAAAGCCGGGAGGUCCCGAGGGAGCCGCGACCCCCCGGGACGGACUCGGGACCCCCGGGAUGGAUGGAGGGACCCCCGGGAUGGGCUGAGGAACCCCCCAGGAUGGAUCCAGGAGCCCCCAGGAUGGACGCGACCCCCCCAGAAUGGACAGGGACCCCCCAGGAUGGACACGGAGUCACCCGGGGGGGAACGGGAUUCACCGGGGAAGCUCCGGGACCCCCCGGGGAAGCUCCGGGACCCCCCGGGGAAACUCCGGGACCCCUCAGGGAAGCUCCGGGACCCCUCGGGAGGCGCAGGGGAUCCCCCGGGACAGCUCCGGGACUCCCCGGGGAAGCUCCGGGAUCCCCCGGGACAACUCCGGGAUCCCCCGGGAAAGCUCCGCGAUCUCCCGGGGAAGCUCCGGGACCCCCAAGAACAGCUCCGGGACUCCCCGGGGAAGCUCCGAGACCCCUCGGGACGGGCACGGGAUCCCCCGGGACAGCCCCGGGACCCCUUGGGACACCUCCGGGACCCCUCGGGACAACUCCGGGACCCCCCGGGGAAUCUCCGGGACCCCUCGGGACAACUCCGGGACCCCUUGGGACACCUUCGGGACCCCCCAGAACAGCUCCGGGACUCCCCGGGAAAGCUCCGGGACCCUCCGGGACAACUCCGAGAUCCCCCGGGACAGCCCCGAGACCCCUCGGGACAGCCCCGAGAUCCCUCGGGACGGGCACGGGACCCACCGGGGAAGCUCCAGGACCCCCCGGGGAAUCUCCGGGAUCCCCCGGGACAACUCCGGGACUCCCCGGGGAAGCUCCGGGACCCCUCGGGACAGCCCCGGGACCCCUCGGGACGGGCACGGGACCUCUCGGGACACCUCCGGGACCCCCCGGGGAAGCUCCGGGACCCCCCGGGGAAGCUCCGGGACCCCUCGGGACGGUCACGACCCCUCCCGGACACCCCCCGAGCCCCCCGGGAGGCGGAGCAGCGGCACCGAGCCAUCAUCUCCUGGUUCUCCGACCACCCCCGCGCCCCCUUCGGGAUCCACCGGCUCGUGGAGCUGGGCCGGGAGUUCGGGAAAAGCGCCGGGGACUGGUUCGGUCCCGCCAUCGCCGCCCACCUCCUCCGGGGGGCUGUGGAAUCCUGCACCGAGACCCCCGGGCUCGCCGUCUACGUGGCCCAGGAUUGCACCGUUUACAAAGGGGACGUGGCCAGGCUGGUGAGGGGCGACCCUGAGGGGGGGACACCGGGAAUAACACCGGGAAUACCGGGAAUGACAGCGGGAAUACCGGAAAAACCGGGAAUAACGUCGGGAAUACCGGGAAUGACACUGGAAAAACCGGGAAUAACACCGGGAAUACCGGAAAAACCGGGAAUAACACCGGGAGCACCGGGACACGGAACACCGAGAACACCGGGAAUACCGGAAAAACCGGGAUACGGAACACCGGGAAUACCGGGAACACCCGGACACGGAACACCGGGAAUACCGGGACACGGAACACCGGGAACACCGGGACACGGAACACCGGGAAUACCGGAACACGGAACACCGAGAGUACCGGGAAUACCGGGAAUGCUGGGACACGGAACACCGGGAAUAGCGGAAAUACCGGGACACGGAACAUCGGGAAUACCGGGAAUAACACCGGGAACGCCGGAAAAAACGGGAAUACCGGGAAUACCGGAACACGGAAUACCGGGAACACCGGGAAUAACACCGGGAAUAACACCGGGAAUACCGGGAUACGGAACACCGGGAAUACCGGGAACACCGGGAUACGGAAUACCGGGAACACCGGGAAUAUCGGGAACACCGGGACAUGGAAUACCGGGAACACCGGGAAUGCUGGGACACAGAACACCGGGAAUACCGGAACAUGGAAUACCGGGAUACGGAACACCGGGACAUGGAACACCGGGAAUACCGGGAGCACCGGGAAUACCGGGAGCACCGGGAGCACCGGGAACACCGGAACCGGAGCGGCACCGCGGGCUCGUCCUGCUGGUCCCGGCGCGCUUGGGGGGCGAGAGCCUGAACCCGGUGUACGUGGAGUGUGUCAAGGAGCUGCUGCAGCUCCGCUCCUGCCUCGGCAUCAUCGGGGGGAAGCCCCGGCACUCGCUUUAUUUCCUCGGAUUCCAAGGCGAUUCCCUGCUCUACCUGGACCCCCACCUGUGCCAGCCCUGCGUGGACACAACCCGGGAGAAUUUCCCUCUGCAGUCCUUCCACUGCCGCUUCCCACGGAAAAUUCCCUUCGGGAAGAUCGACCCCAGCUGCACCUUCGGCUUCUACGCGGCCGCGGCUGAGCUGGAGCAGCUCUGGGGGGAGCUGGGCCGGGUUCUGGCCUCCUCCCGGGCUCCGGAGCGUUAUCCCAUCUUCACCCUGGCCGAGGGUCUCGCUCAGGACCAAACCCUGGAGCCCCCUCCCCCCCCCGAAGCCCCCCUCCCCAAAAAACCCAACUCGGACGACUUCGUCUUCCUCUGACCCCUCCCCCCCCCCAAAAAAAAAACCACUGGAUGGACCCCCCGGAU
Poecile atricapillus (Black-capped chickadee) is the source of this 2982-nucleotide messenger RNA. RefSeq names its product collagen alpha-5(IV) chain-like. Lineage: Eukaryota; Metazoa; Chordata; Aves; Passeriformes; Paridae. The transcript has 12 exons. The coding region runs from base 29 to 2935 and encodes 968 amino acids. The record is from RefSeq and is a predicted model, not a curated record. Gene Ontology annotation, molecular function: protein-phosphatidylethanolamide deconjugating activity.